GACAAGAGAGGCUGCCUGCCGAAGUAGGUGGGCCCUGCCUUGUGCGUCAGCCGUGUUCCUGGAAAGCUGGGUAUAAACUGGAUUUUGGAAUAUUUAGUCAUAUUUUGAAUAUAUUGGGAAGAUUUCCUAUUCAGAGGAAUCCAGCACAGAAUCUUUUUUGUAAAGUGAAGAAUUAUUUUGUCAUGUGGAUAAUCAAUGAUUUAUGAGUUUGGCUCCCGUUCCUGCACCAUCCUCUGAGAUGACCCCAUCUCCCAGAAUGCCAGUGGUGCUGCUCCUGCUGCUGCCCCUUUUGAGUUCUGCAAAAGCACAGGUUAAUCCAGCUGUCUGCCGCUACCCUCUGGGCAUGUCAGGAGGCCACAUUCCAGAUGAGGACAUCACAGCUUCCAGUCAGUGGUCAGACUCCACAGCUGCCAAAUAUGGAAGGCUGGACUCAGAAGAAGGGGAUGGAGCCUGGUGCCCUGAGAUUCCAGUGGAACCCGAUGAUCUGAAGGAGUUUCUGCAGAUUGACUUGCACACCUUGCACUUUAUCACUCUGGUGGGGACCCAGGGGCGCCAUGCAGGGGGCCAUGGCAUUGAGUUUGCCCCCAUGUACAAGAUCACUUACAGCCGAGAUGGCACUCGCUGGAUCUCGUGGAGGAACCGGGAAGGGAAACAGGUGCUGGUUGGGAACAAUAACCCCUAUGACAUAAUCCUAAAGGACUUGGAACCACCCAUUGUGGCCAGAUUGGUUCGCUUCAUCCCAGUCACUGACCACUCCAUGAACGUGUGCAUGCGGGUGGAGCUUUAUGGCUGUGUCUGGCUAGAUGGCUUGGUGUCUUACAGUGCUCCAGCUGGGCAGCAGUUUGUACUCCCCGGAGGCUCCGUCGUUUAUCUGAAUGAUUCUGUCUAUGAUGGAGCCAUUGGGUACAGCAUGACGGAAGGGCUGGGCCAGUUGACAGAUGGGGUGUCUGGCCUGGAUGACUUCACCCAGACCCAUGAAUACCAUGUGUGGCCUGGCUAUGACUACGUGGGUUGGCGGAAUGAGAGCACCACCAAUGGCUACAUUGAGAUCAUGUUUGAAUUUGAUCGCAUCAGGAAUUUCACUACCAUGAAGGUCCACUGCAACAAUAUGUUUGCGAAAGGUGUGAAGAUCUUUAAGGAGGUACAGUGCUACUUCCGCUCUGAAGCCAAUGAAUGGGAACCUAAUGCUAUCUCCUUCCCUCUUGUCUUGGAUGACGUCAACCCCAGUGCUCGAUUUGUCACAGUGCCCCUCCACCACCGCAUGGCCAGUGCCAUCAAAUGCCAGUACCAUUUUGCUGACACUUGGAUGAUGUUCAGUGAGAUCACCUUCCAAUCAGAUGCUGCAAUGUACAACAAUUCUGGAGCCCUGCCCACGUCUCCUGUGGCACCUACAACCUAUGAUCCGAUGCUGAAAGUUGAUGACAGCAACACACGCAUUCUGAUUGGCUGCUUGGUAGCCAUCAUCUUCAUUCUUCUGGCUAUUAUUAUCAUUAUCCUCUGGAGGCAAUUCUGGCAGAAAAUGCUGGAGAAGGCUUCCCGAAGGAUGCUGGAUGAUGAGAUGACAGUCAGCCUUUCCCUGCCAAGUGAGUCCAGCAUGUUCAACAAUAACCGCUCCUCAUCUCCAAGCGAGCAGGAGUCCAACUCGACUUAUGAUCGCAUCUUCCCCCUUCGGCCUGACUACCAGGAGCCCUCCAGGCUCAUCCGGAAACUCCCAGAAUUUGCUCCAGGGGAGGAGGAAUCAGGUUGCAGUGGCAUUGUGAAACCUAUCCAGACCAAUGGACCUGAGGGGGUGCCCCACUAUGCAGAGGCUGACAUAGUGAACCUCCAGGGCGUGACGGGGGGCAACACCUACUCAGUGCCUGCCAUUACCAUGGACCUGCUCUCGGGAAAAGAUGUGGCUGUGGAAGAGUUCCCCAGGAAACUCUUAACCUUCAAGGAGAAGUUGGGAGAAGGCCAGUUUGGGGAGGUUCAUCUCUGUGAAGUGGAGGGCAUGGAAAAAUUCAAAGACAAAGACUUUGCCUUAGAUGUCAGUGCCAACCAGCCUGUCCUGGUGGCUGUGAAAAUGCUCCGAGCAGAUGCCAACAAGAAUGCCAGGAAUGAUUUUCUUAAGGAGAUAAAGAUCAUGUCCCGGCUCAAGGACCCAAACAUUAUCCGCCUCUUAGCUGUGUGCAUCACCGAUGACCCUCUCUGCAUGAUCACUGAGUACAUGGAGAACGGAGACCUCAAUCAGUUUCUCUCCCGCCACGAGCCCUCCAAUGUUUCCUCCUACAGUGGAUCCAUGGUCAGUUAUUUCAACCUGAAGUUUAUGGCUACCCAGAUCGCUUCUGGCAUGAAAUAUCUUUCCUCUCUUAAUUUUGUUCACCGCGAUUUGGCCACACGAAACUGUUUAGUGGGUAAAAACUACACCAUCAAGAUAGCUGACUUUGGAAUGAGUAGAAACCUGUACAGUGGUGAUUACUACCGGAUCCAGGGCAGGGCAGUACUCCCUAUUCGCUGGAUGUCUUGGGAGAGCAUCUUGCUGGGCAAGUUCACUACAGCAAGUGAUGUGUGGGCCUUUGGUGUGACACUGUGGGAGACUUUCACCUUUUGCCAGGAGCAGCCCUAUUCUCAGCUGUCAGAUGAACAGGUCAUCGAGAAUACUGGCGAGUUCUUCAGAGACCAGGGAAGGCAGAUUUACCUCCCUCAGCCUGCCAUUUGUCCUGACUCUGUGUAUAAGUUGAUGCUCAGCUGCUGGAGAAGAGACACCAAACACCGCCCAUCAUUCCAGGAAAUCCACCUUCUGCUCCUUCAACAAGGGGACGAGUAAAGCUGUCAGUGGUGCCAACAUUUUGACAGACCUGGUCUCCCUCACAAGACCUACCACUCAUCCACACCUAAGCCACUCCAUCUGGACAUUAGAUGGACCCGAGAGACUGAAGCUUGUUUUCUUUUUGUUCCUCUCCUCCCCUCACUUCACUUCCCAUCCCCUCACCAGCACUAUUUUUUUUUACAUAGAAAAACUGAAAGAAAAAAAAAAGAGAAGGAAAGAGGGAAAAAAAAGCCAGGGGCAGAGAAAAUCUAGUAAAAUAAAUCUUACUUGAUAUAUCAAAAUGUUGGAUAACAAAGGCUAGAAAAUUCACAUAAUUUAUAAAGGCUAAAUAUGCUUGUAUUUAUAAAUGUGCAGAUUCUAUGAUUCUUUUCCAUGUUGCUCGCUCUUUAAAUCAUAUUUAUGUAGAUAGAAACUUGAAGGAUACUAAUAUCUAAUGAUACAUGAGCUCAAGCAUAGCGGAGGUAGUUGGUCGAUGGUGAGGAAUCCAAGGAAACUAUAUUCAGCAAUGAAUCAUGGGAGAUUUCCUAAUUGGGUCACUGGACAAGUCUGAGAACCUCUCAGCAUUUCUCCAACUUCUGUGGAAUGCCUGCUUUGUUCAUUCAUAUGAUAGGGUCCAGGUUGAGGUCCACAGAUGAAAUGUAGGGUAGAUGGAUAGUUAAGAGAGUCUUUCAUGUGGCUCGAUAAAGUAGAACAAGUUGUCAUUUAUCCAAAACAACAACAACAAAGUACUUUAUGAUGGAAGGACUCUUGAAUAUAGCAUGCAUGUAGGGAAGACGGUCUACAAAGGCUGGGUAACAAGUAUUCAUGGGUGAUGCCUGUAGGGGGUCCUCCCUCCUCUUUGUCUUGCUCAGACAUUCUGAAGUAUGUUUUAAUGGGAGUCCCUAUGGAUUUGGUAAAGAUUGGUAUUUUGACAUCUUUAACUGAGGCCCUCUAGGCUCACCUUCUAAUAUUACAGCUCUUUUAACAGAUGAAAGCUAAGUGGGUCUAAUCGGCUGGAUUUCGUCAGUAUAGAUAGCUGAAAGCCAUGUACCGAAGGGAAUAGGUUUGUUAUGUGUAUCCCUAAAGUGUCAAGAGCGUUGGAUGGAAUUUAUAAGGAUACUGAUUUCCACUCCCUGUGAGUAAAAUCUCAGGCAGAGUCAGAGCACGCAAGGAUGAAUGGACCUGCUCCAGAGAUGAGGAGAGCUUUGUCAUUGAAGAAGUUCAGCUAAAGACUGGAGAACUAUGCAAGAAACCUAUCGACUUUCCAACACAAGAUAGGUGGUGUUUGAGAUGCUAUUUAAUGUCCUCCUAACUGGCGGGCCUUUGAUUGUGGAGAGGCAAAGAGCAUGCAUGGUAAGAAAACUCACCCAAGGGUACUCCUUAGUACACACACUCUUCUUCACAUAUGAUAUAAUCAGUAGAGAAAGCAAGAGACACUGGCUUCUUUUCCUCCAGAAUUCAUGGAAAUAAAAACACUAUUAAGUAAGAGCCUCCUUAGAACAGACUCAGAGAUUCCAUCCUCCACAAAUUCUCAGAGUCAUGGGAGUAAAAGGAAACCCUCGGUCCCUGCUGAGGAGGAAGUAGAAAGAAUUACAGAUGAACCCCCCAAGCGGAGAAGAAAUGGUCUUGAUGCUGAGGUCUGCUUUCGUUCCCCUCAAAAAGUCCACCUUCUACACAGUCUCUCAGCAACUUGAGUGUUUCUCCCAUCCAGCCUGCAGUGUCGCACAGAUCGCUGCGCAAACAGAAAGCCCGAGCCCUCAAAAUUCAUUUUGUAGCCUGACACAGCUUUUCUCGACUAUGAGCUACGACGCUAGGCUCUAUUUCUUCCCAGACUAACUUUGGAGAGAGCAGGGGAUCAGGAGUUUGGGUCUUACUUCUGCCUCCAGACGUGUAUCAUCACAAGCAAGUCACGUUGCCCCUCUGGGUCUUCGCUUGCUUCACUGUAGAAUGUAAACUUAGAUCAGAUGGUCUUGAACUCUCUAGCUCGGAUGUGACUAAGUGCUCCCUGGACACGAGGAUUUACAGUGGAUGUGGCCCUCACCUCCUGCUUGUGGUCAUGGGUCAUCAAAUGAAAUAAUGUAGGGAAGUCAUUGCCAUUUAUAUAGUGCUUCAAGGUUUACCUGGUACGUUCCCUUACACCUGCCAGUUGCUAACUAGAAAGUGCUGCCAUGUUGUCUUAUACCUUGGCUCUAGUCACUCUCUGCUUUCAAGAUAAGUGUUCAGGUCAUUAAAAUUAAUGGGACUUGAAAUCAGGUCCUUCAACCUAUGCUCCUUUACCCAUUAUUCACAUCUGGUAGGGUUACAUCCAGACCAUGCCAUGACUUGUCAUGUGGCAAGAGAAAACAAUUUCAUGUCCUCUUCCUUUGUCUACCAUUUCACCACUUCUUUCCUCUUUUCUUUUUGUUUUUGCCUCUACUCACCAUCUCCCAUGACCCAAUAUUUUUUUAAAAAAUCAUGUUUAAAAUGAGCUUAGCAUGCCUGAUUUCCUUGGCCUUAUGUCAUAAAAGUAAUCGAAUCCAGGUAGCGACCAAAUAUGCAUUAUCAUGCCAAGUUCUCCUUUUUUUGGAUAAGAAAGGCUUUCUUUUCUGGCACUGAGAUCCCUGUGUUGGACACAGGUUUAACUUACAGCCUAGGCAUACCUAUAGUGUUUAGCAACAUAGCUAAACAAGCUUAGUAUGCAGAACUUACUUUAAGUAGCUUAGAAGUAAGAACAUUUUAAUUAAAGAUGUAAGAAAAGGGAUGGAAAACUGCCUUGCCUUUGUAAUAUGUUAUCAUCUCCAUGAUGUAUGUGAAAUACUCUUAUGCCCAAAUUGUGUUUCUGAUGGUCAGAUGUAAAUUCACUUUAUUGCUCAAGAUGUAAACUCACACUUUAUUCCUAGGCUCAAAGCUUAUGAGCUACCAAACACAUAAGUGAAUCGAAAAGAUCUGGAAGAGAAAGAAAGCCCCUAAAGCAGCAGUUCUCAACCUGUGGG
This is a messenger RNA of Echinops telfairi (small Madagascar hedgehog), 5760 nucleotides long. RefSeq names its product discoidin domain receptor tyrosine kinase 2 (gene DDR2). The coding region runs from base 203 to 2806 and encodes 867 amino acids. Gene Ontology annotation, cellular component: signaling receptor complex; membrane. Lineage: Eukaryota; Metazoa; Chordata; Mammalia; Afrosoricida; Tenrecidae. The transcript has 17 exons. Gene Ontology annotation, molecular function: collagen binding; protein tyrosine kinase collagen receptor activity; ATP binding. Gene Ontology annotation, biological process: multicellular organism development; positive regulation of kinase activity; protein phosphorylation. The record is from RefSeq and is a predicted model, not a curated record.